AUGACCGUAUAUAUAGGCUGGGGAAGGCGGUCGAAGAAACGACCCCAACGAAAAAGUCCUUCUGGAGGUAGAGAUCCUGUUGCGGAUACUACAGCUGCAGAAAGCGGUCCUGCUUCACAGUCCGCGACAGAGUCGUUCGGUGCUCAAACAACAACCACUACCACCGAUACAUCUAAUAGCUACAUAUUAUCAUCACACGCAGACGGAGAUUCAUGCCAACCAAAUAAUGACAUAAGAUAUCAACCAAGAAACUCAAGAUCUCUUCCGGAACACCCCCGUACAUUAGUGAAUGGGGUGUAUUAUGCGCAUGAUCCGAACUCUCUUCCAGAACCUUUAGGUCAAGGUUACAUGGCAUGGGCAAUGUUGGAGCGCGAAGCAGCAAGCCAAUCAUCACCACGGCAUCCAGGAGAAUCAAGGUGGAACAACAGAACCUUACGGUUUUGGCACUUAUCGACAGAUUUCAAUAGAUUUCGGAGUAAAAACGAUGAAGAUGACUUGAGUCAAAGCUGUACUCGAGACGGAGAACAAAGGCACAACGCAGGGGAUGGCACCGGUUCUAAUCGUCGUCGUCCGUCUUCAACACCAGCUCUGAAUAAGGAUUUGACACUUCAGCGGCCAUACACUGCGCCUCCUCACCAAUUGUGA
Molecule: messenger RNA, 645 nt
Organism: Morchella importuna
Lineage: Eukaryota; Fungi; Ascomycota; Pezizomycetes; Pezizales; Morchellaceae
Exons: 6
Coding region: 1-645 (214 amino acids)
Source: RefSeq, a predicted model, not a curated record